Messenger RNA from Aspergillus terreus NIH2624, 489 nucleotides. RefSeq lists its product as uncharacterized. The transcript has 2 exons. The record is from RefSeq and is a predicted model, not a curated record. NCBI's taxonomy places the organism in Eukaryota, Fungi, Ascomycota, Eurotiomycetes, Eurotiales, Aspergillaceae. Bases 1 to 489 code for a protein of 162 amino acids.
AUGUUUGAACAUGUUGCGAACGAAAAAGAGCUUGCGCGCGCUGCCGGAGGAGAGUUCAGCAUAGCCGAUGCAAUAGAUCCAGCCAAGCUAUUCCGGCACUUUGAGUCCAAUUUCACCGUCGACAAAUUUGAAUCGGUCUUCUUUUGGGCUAAGCCUAUUCUCGAUUACGACAAGAGCUCUCCUUUAAGACAGUGGUACAUUCGGUCGAUUUAUGCCAACCUUGCUGCCCAAAUAAAGCUAUGCCAUGAUUUCGAUCCGAAAGAAGAGGCAGAAAAACAGGAGUACGCGAAGAACCAAGUACUUACCUUCUGGAACUCCCUUGCAAAGCAUCCUCAAUAUAGCGAUGUGGAUAGAGGCUGUUUCGCACAGAAAUCUGUGUCUCGCAAGAGAAAACGGCCGCAGGAUAAAGCACAGGUCGACAUCAAUGCUCUUGUCCAGACAGGCGCCCCCCGUCCAGCGAAGACAACGGCCAGCACCACCGACUAUUAG